AUGUCCUGCUGUCUGUCUGCAGGCCCGGCCCGGAGCGUCGCCCGGUUGCCCCGCCGCCACCCUCCGGUGCUGCGCAUGGUGCUGGAGGCGCUGCAGGCCGGAGAGCAGCGCCGCGGCACCUCGGUGGCCGCCAUCAAGGUUUACAUCCUGCAGAAGUACCCGACAGUGGACGUCCUCCGGCUCAAGUACCUGCUGAAGCAGGCCCUGGCCACCGGCAUGCGCCGCGGCCUCCUCGUCAGGCCCGCCAACUCCCGGGCCAGGGGGGCCACGGGCAGCUUCAAAUUAGUUCCCAACCACAAAAGGAAGAUGCGGACCAGGAAGGCGGCCACCAUGACUGCCCCCAGGAGACCUGCUCAAGCCAAGGGAAAGGACCCCAAGAAACCUAGUGGGGCAAAGAAGGUCCCUCCCAACCCAGGGGCUCUGAGAAAAGGAUCCAGGAAGCCAGGAGAGGAGAGGACAGCUCCCUGCAAGCCAGGUGCCGCUAAGGAGAAGGCCCCCAGGAAAGACCACCAGACCAAGGACCAAGAGGCAAGACGGGCAGAUGUCGAGGUCCACACGAAAACAAAAGCUGGGAGUCAGAGUUCAAAACCCGCAGCCACCAAGGGUGAGAAUGGUGUUGCUUCCACAGACAAAAAGAAGAUGAGGAACAAGGUCCCUAAAGAGGCCGCUGCCCAGGGUGCUGGGGAGAGGCCAAAAGCCAAGGCCCCUGCUCCUCCCAAGGGCGGUGGGUCCAAGAUGGAGCCGGCACGACUGUCCAGGAAGGCAGAGGCCCCCAAGGUCCCGAGAAGGCCUGGUGUUCCCACCAAGACCGCAUCGUCCAGAGCGGCCAGGCGGUAACCUUGGGGCUCCCCACACAUUGGAGGCAGCACGGAACGGAGGAAUGAGGGGACUUGCAAGCUGCUCUGUGUCUUCAUUUUGCCGUGACCUGGGGGACUCCUCAGCUGUGCUAGAGUCAGUUUCUGCAGCUGUGAAAUGGGGACAUUGUUGUGUUCCUCACAGGCUUGUUAACCAGGUAA
Molecule: messenger RNA, 1016 nt
Organism: Camelus dromedarius (Arabian camel)
Lineage: Eukaryota; Metazoa; Chordata; Mammalia; Artiodactyla; Camelidae
Product: histone H1.8
Exons: 5
Coding region: 1-837 (278 amino acids)
Biological process (GO): nucleosome assembly
Cellular component (GO): nucleosome
Molecular function (GO): DNA binding
Source: RefSeq, a predicted model, not a curated record